Messenger RNA from Pogona vitticeps (central bearded dragon), 3068 nucleotides. RefSeq names its product heat shock transcription factor, Y-linked. The record is from RefSeq and is a predicted model, not a curated record. NCBI's taxonomy places the organism in Eukaryota, Metazoa, Chordata, Lepidosauria, Squamata, Agamidae. Gene Ontology annotation, biological process: regulation of DNA-templated transcription. Gene Ontology annotation, molecular function: DNA-binding transcription factor activity; sequence-specific DNA binding.
GUGUUUUAAACUGGUAGAAUAUAGUGACACACUUUCUUCACUAUGGGGCUUUAGAUCCAAGCAUGACAUUGUUUAGGCUGUUAUCAUUUGGAACUCAGCAGUAAUUAUAGGUAUUUCCCAUCUUAGCAGUUAGUAAUGGCAGCUCUAUGAAAUUAAUGACAUCCAAAUGUCUUAGCCUUAACGACUCUGCACAGAUCUUGCAAAUUAAAGGCCAUUAUUUCAUUUAUUGAAUCAAUGCAUCCCAUGUUUUCCUACUGCCUCCCACUUUCCUUCAGAACUUGUCUCAUGUCCCUCAUACCAAAUGGAAGCCAGCUGCUGUGUGUUGCUUUUGACUCUUCUUGAAUAGCCACUGUGUUAAUUUCUGUUGUUCAAUGAAAAUAUAUAUAUGCUAUUUAAUAUCUUGUCAUUAUGAUCUCGUUUGCUAGGAAACCAAAGUUCAUUUUGUGAUGUCAUACCUGCACAAGAUAGACUCAUUGUGAUGCUCUAGAACUCCUUAUUGAAGCUCCCUGCUCCCUGGCAUCAUUUUUAAUAGACCUGCUGCUGUCUUAUCAGCAUGGUUUAACCAAUACAUAAAUGGCUACAUCUGGAAAGAAUUACCUGAUUGAAAAAAGAGAGGUGGAGGUGGGUGUUCCUACUGCACAAACGCAACACCUUUUGGCUGAAGAUGAAUCAGUUCAUUCCACAAUCUCCAUUUCAUCUACUCCUCUGCAUGAUAAAACAGCAGCUGGUGACUCAGCCUUAAGGUCUAUACUAGAAGAAAAUGCUUUUCAAGCUUUGAGUGUUGAACCCUGGGCAAAAAGGCCACGGCUCGCUCUCUGUGAUGAUGGUUCCCUUGAAGACAAUGAUUUUCUAUCCCUUACCUUCCCAAAGAAACUCUGGAAAAUUGUUGAAAGCGAUCAAUUUAAAUCCCUGUGGUGGGACGAGGAUGGGAAUUGUGUAGUGAUUGACGAAGAACUUUUUAAAAAGGAGGUCCUAGAAAGAAAAGGACAAUUGCGCAUCUUUGAAACUGACUGCAUGAAAAGCUUUAUUCGUCAGCUCAAUCUCUAUGGCUUUAGCAAGAUGAGACAGAAUUUCCAAAGAUCUGCCUCUCUUGUUGAAUUUUUAGCUGAAGAAAAAGCUGCUUAUGCAUUUAGCAAGUUGCAAUUCUAUCAUAACCCAAAUUUUAAGAGAGGUUGUCCUCACCUUCUUGCAAGGUGCAAGAGAAGAGUGGGAAUUAAAAAUACACCACCCAUGGCUUUCUCAUUAGAGGAAGACUUCCAUGAAGACAGCCUGAUGAGCAGGUCAAGGAGUCCUGAAGAUUCAGCUACUCUUGGGCCCGCUUCCAGAGAGAACAGCUUCCUUGCAAGCUCUCCAAAGGACAAAUUGCACAAAUGUGGACUCCGAAAACCUGCCAUGAUCAAGUGUCUUGCUGGACCCGCAGCCCAUUUGAGAAGUGGAUAUGCUCCUUCUCCUCCAACCCCUUUGAAAACCUCUGAGCAGAUGGUGCCAGAGGACAAUGAUAAUACAAUCAACCAGCUGGCUCCUUUCCAUUUACCCCAGCACAGCAGCCAUGCUCGAGUCAACACACACGAGAUAGACUCAACUACCACUACAUCUGCUACCUCCUUGUAUCAUGUCAUACCUCCUGUACCCAACAACCCCUUUGCACCAGUGAUGGGGCUGCCAGCUUUCCCAACCAUGUAUCCAGACUUAUCAGCUAUGCAGGCUCACUGGGCUAGCUUACUCCCAUUUUGUAAUCCAUGGUUCUCUAUGCCUAUGAUAGCAGCAGCGUCUGCAAUUUCCAUGUCAAGAUCAUCCCAUCAUCGAACGCCUUCAUACCACCAUUGCCCAAACUGCAACUGUUCAUCAAACACAUCUGCUUCCAAAGCAGUUGGGCCCAAAGCCACAGAAAACAUGGGGUACCACCGAUGAAGCAAAGGGGAAACUGAAAAACUCAAGGCCCUCUUAAAACAGGGAAAUUCACCAUGGCAUGGACUGAAGAAUAAAUUUCUUACUUCCCUUUCUUUCUGUCUUGUUUACCUAGGUUAGUUUUUGUAUUUUUUUUUCAUCAUGGUUGGAUUAGUAGUAAUUUGUUUCUACUCAAUGGUCUAAUUAUGCAACAACGAUGGCAAGGGCAGCUGGGCAACCUGUGGGGCAAUAAUUGGAUUUAUCUGGGCUGUCAGCUUUCUGCUGCUGCUGUAGAAGGACAGUGAAAUCCACAAGCAUCUUAAGAAUUUUGUCUGGCCUCUGUGGAAAUUGAGUUGCAGCUAGACGCAAAUAGUUGGACUGCACAAGGGAUGUAAAAUACCUCUUAGGUGUUUUCUUUCUUGGUGUGAUUAAGAAAUAAAACAUGUGGCUAAGACAACCUUGAGAAUCAGAUCGAAGAUUUAGAAAUCUAAGAAUAGAUAGAAUAGUUUAUUUACAGCCCUUAGACCAGUCACAUAUGCAUAAAACCUUAUAAUUUCUAACUUUCAAUAUUCCAUUAGAACAUGUUACCAUGCAUACAUCUGGGAGCUACUAUCUAGUUGGAGUUUGGCUUCCGCAAUUGAAGUAUUGCCGCACAGAAUUUGGAAAGUUGGCAGGUGAUCUGCGUAGAUGUGGGGGAAAAAAGCCCUUCUACAAACUAAUUUGAUAGGGAAGAAUUUGAACCAGGGACUUUAUUUAUCUCUAUUAUGUGGAUACUGUCCUCUGUCACUUAGGUAAGGGUUUUCAAAAUGUUUUAUUGGAACAACUGCAUUGUGACAAGCAAUUUUCUAUAUUCGAGGCUAUUCAAGGUAACUAUCCUACAAAAUAAGAUGACACAUUCAUAGGUUCACAGUAAGCAUCUAUUAUAGUGCUGUGGGUCUAGAGGGGUCAAGGAUAACCACUAUAAAACCAAUAGAGCAUAAGAACAGGUAUUGGCCUUACUUCAUUUCCAAAGAAUAGGAGAUGACUUGCUUAAGGAAACAGCACUGUAAGAAAAGCCACAGUACUGAGGACAGGUUAGUUCUGCUAGUUAGUUCUUUCUUGUUCAUCAUCUUCAGGGAAGACAAACAGUUAGUAUGAAUCUGUCUGUACAGAUUGUCAGUACAUGUGAUUGGUGAAAUAUC